Molecule: messenger RNA, 855 nt
Organism: Pimephales promelas (fathead minnow)
Lineage: Eukaryota; Metazoa; Chordata; Actinopteri; Cypriniformes; Leuciscidae
Cellular component (GO): membrane
Source: RefSeq, a predicted model, not a curated record
CUCCACCCAUUUGCUCUCCAGUGAGCAGCCUCACACUACCAGUACAAAAAGAAUGUGAGAUGCAUGUAACAGAUCAGUUUUCACCUGACUACACACCAGAGACAGACAUACAGAUCUUUCUUAUUGCAGGAAAAACAAAAACUCAAUCCAAGCUAAACAUGGAUCCCCAAAAGUCUCCAAAGGAAGUAGGGCAGCCUUUACUUCCACUUCAGCAGAGGCCUCCAGAAUACUCUAUUGGAUUCCCUCCCUCUCAGAGUUAUCCCAGCGUUCCAGCUCAACCUGCGCAGCAUUAUGGAGCUCCGGCAGCACCUGUCCAGUACGUACAAGGGCCAAAUCCGGUGCAGACUGUGGUCACUUUGCAGCCUCCAGUUAAUGUGCCCUUCAAUCCAGAGUCAGAUUACCUGUGCUGCUCCAUCUUUACCCUGCUGUGCUGCUGCAUGCCUCUGGGAUCCGCUGCUCUUGUUUACUCCAUCACUACUCGGGAUGCUAACAUGUUUGGACAUCAACCAAUAGCAAGAAGAAACUCCAGAAUGGCUUGCAUCCUUAACUAUGUCAGUGUUGGUGUUGGCCUCCUCUUGUGGUUGAUCGGUGUCAUCUGUUUCGUCAUUCUCAUCAGAAAGAUUUAUAAUGUCUUAUACGUAUUAUCGCUAGUCUAAAUGUUAGUGUUGCUCAAGUUAUUGAUAUGAGAGCUGUAAGACUCCAAAUGCGUAAAGAGCUCUUUCUAUAGGGCCCAAGGAAUGAUUUGUAUAUUUCAUGCAACUCAUCUGGCGUAUUAUUAUUUACAUAUUUUAAAAAACAGUUUUUUAAGUUUAUUAUUGCAUUUUUAAAACAAUGAAAGCUUUGACUGAAAAUGUA